Aspergillus melleus is the source of this 1467-nucleotide messenger RNA. RefSeq lists its product as uncharacterized. The record is from RefSeq and is a predicted model, not a curated record. The transcript has a single exon. The coding region runs from base 1 to 1467 and encodes 488 amino acids. NCBI's taxonomy places the organism in Eukaryota, Fungi, Ascomycota, Eurotiomycetes, Eurotiales, Aspergillaceae.
AUGUCCGCUGACAGUCCAGGGGAACGGCGCGGCUUCCGGGCCUUCUUCGCCAACGCCCUGCGGCCCAAAAAGUCUCGCCAGGUCCUCCGUAAGGGCUACAGCGCAUCCACGCCCGACCUUCGAGCCGAGCUGCAAUCGCGCGCCGGCACCGAUGACAUCCCUCCGAUGCCCUCCCUUGCGCCGCUUGAGGUCCAUCGGCUCAAAUACCGCGAGGCCAAUGCUCAACUUGACACCCAGCUGGGUGAAAACCGCGACCACACGGCCAUGCUGCACGCCAUUGGUGUGCAGGACAUGAGCGACUCCGCCGGCAACGAUGCGAACGAGAUCGACCGCCGGCCGCCCGGUGAGCCCGUGAUGGCCAUGCUCCCGCCGGCUCUCUGGCGCCUGGUGGCGGAGUUCUUGAAUCCCGCCGAGCGAGCUAGCCUCGCCUUCGUUAGUAAAGCCUUCCUCGGCCGGCUUGGCCUCGAUCCCUGGAUGGCAUUGAACGACCCCGAGAACCAUGACUUCCGCGCCGACUUCCUCGUCUCCCAGGACCGCGCCCUCCCUCACCACCUCCUCUGCUUCCCCUGCGCCCGCUACCACCGUCGCACGCGCGAAGGGUUCGAGAAGCUGCAGCCCGCCGACGUGUUGAACCCGCUCUUCGACUGCCCCAACGCCCGCAAUCCGCUGGCCCCGCAGCCGCGACACCGCAUCACCCACGGCCGCAUGCUCCCCUUCUCCUUCGUCCAGCUCGUCAUGCGCGCCCACCGCUUCUCCCCGCGCUACGGUAUCUCCGCCGACCUGCUCUCGCGCCGCUGGCGCCGCGAUGGCUGGUCGCACCACAGCCGCUACUACAUCCACCGCGGGCGGCUGCUCAUGCGCGUCGUCAGCAGCUGCUUCGCGGAGCCCGACCUCCCGCCCAGCUCGCAGCGCAUGCUUCUCUACUCGCGCGACGACUACUGGCCGUACUUCUCGGCGUGCGCGCACUGGCGCGACGGCGAGCUCAUGAACGUCUGCAAGUGCGCGCUCGGCCACAUCCCCAAGCCGCGCGAGACCGCCGGCCUGCAGGGUCUCGAACACCGCGGCAAGGACAUGGUCCACGGCCGCAUCCACAACCCCAACGCCCUGACCACCCUCUGCGGCAAGUGUCGUCCCAUGCGCCGCUGCCCCGAGUGUCCCUCCGAGUACCUCGUCGAGGUCAAGCUCACCGAGGACCGCGCUGACCCGCGGAGCUUGUACUUCCGUCACGCUAUCGUCGUCACCCGCUGGAGUGACCUCGGCGACGGGUCGUCUCCGCGUCUGUCGCCCGAGUGGGCUGCCUGUAAUGGGCACGGCGACGGCUACGACUCGUUCCAGUUGCUCGGCAAGCGCACCAUCUCGGGCACCUUUGAGUCUUCGAUCACUGAUGACGUUCUCCCGGGACAGCGCGUGUUGUCGAUGAACCCGCGGGGUAAGAAAUUGGGCGAGGCCGGCACGGGCUGGUACUGA